AUGGGGGUGCGAGGAUGUGGGCCGGCCGGCCGACGGGAGUGUGCAGUGCACCGCUGCCAGGACCUUUCGAGGCGAGCUUCCCGGCUAGGACCCGGGAAGGGUGGCGCGCGCGCACCCCUGCCAGGACCUUACGCGGGGAGCGCCGCUGCCAGGAUCCCAGAGCGUGAAGCACACCGCUGCCAGGACCCUGCGUGGAGCGCACCGCUGCCAGGACCCUGCGUGGGGCGCCCCGCCGUCCCCGCCGCCAUCCUUGUCCCCGGCCUCGGCUCUCCGGCCGUCCCCGCUGUCCGCCGCGUCUCGGGCCCGCCUCGCCCGCACGCCCUGGUCACCGUCCCUGCGCCGCGUCCUCGGCCUCGCCCGCCCUCCCCGAGGGCCCCCGCAGCCGCCGCCCUGGCGCUCCCCGCGGGCCCCGCCGAGGCCGCCUGCGCCCUGUGCCAGCGCGCGCCCCGAGAGCCGGUGCGCGCCGACUGCGGCCACCGCUUCUGCCGGGCGUGCGUGGUGCGCUUCUGGGCUGAGGAUGACGGGCCCUUCCCGUGCCCCGAGUGCGCCGACGACUGCUGGCAGCGCGCCGUGGAGCCCGGCCGCCCGCCGCUCAGCCGCCGCCUGCUGGCGCUCGAGGAGGCGGCCGCGGCGCCCGCGCGCGACGGCCCGGCCUCCGAGGCGGCGCUGCAGUUGCUCUGCCGCGCCGACGGGGGCCCGCUGUGCGCCGCCUGCCGCAUGGCCGCGGGGCCCGAGCCGCCCGAGUGGGAGCCGCGCUGGAGGAAGGCGCUGCGCGGCAAGGAGAACAAGGGGUCUGUGGAGAUCAUGAGAAAAGACCUGAACGACGCCCGGGACCUGCACGGCCAGGCCGAGUCUGCUGCGGCAGUGUGGAAGGGACACGUGAUGGACCGCAGGAAGAAAGCCCUGACCGACUACAAGAAGCUCAGGGCGUUCUUUGCCGAGGAGGAGGAGCGUUUUCUGCAGGAGGCGGAUAAAGAGGAGCGGUCCCCGGAGGGUGAGGACGCUGACCCGGCCGAGCGCUUUGGGUGCCUGCUGUCAGAGCUGGAGAGGAGGCACCGCAACCUGGGCCUCAGCAUGCUGCUGCAGUGAUGUCCUGCCCCCUGAGCCGGCUCCAGGCUCAAGAAGCUCCAUCCACCCUGGCCUGGCCCCCAGCAGCUCCUCCAUGGCCGCCUUCUGGACACACAGCAUCCUUCAUCCACGAGGGUGUGCACCUAGGUGCACACGCAGGACGCAUACCACAGGUGCCCACCUUGGGUUGCUCGAGACGGUGUCCCUGUUCCUUUAUCCUCCGGGUGUGGAUGUUCCCCAGGCUGUACACGUUUCACCGUAGAGACCUGUAGCAGGGUAUUGUUAACCCCGGGGUAUCACGACUCUUCAUAAAGCUCUUGUCGUUGCCACCGA
Odobenus rosmarus divergens (Pacific walrus) is the source of this 1401-nucleotide messenger RNA. RefSeq names its product ring finger protein 187 (gene RNF187). Lineage: Eukaryota; Metazoa; Chordata; Mammalia; Carnivora; Odobenidae. Bases 1 to 1089 code for a protein of 362 amino acids. The transcript has 5 exons. The record is from RefSeq and is a predicted model, not a curated record.